AUGAAGUUCACGCUUCCGAAAAAUGCAUUCCCUGCUAUCACGCUGUCUAAUGAACACCAGGCUGCAUUGACCGAGGAAGCAGACACCGUUGUGAAGGAGAUCGUUGCUGCGAAUGAAGCUUUCAUCGCUGACGGAGGUACGCUUGGCCAUCCAUACUGGAAACUAGUUCGCGCGAAGGAAGGACUGCAAGUGUAUCGACAACGGAAAAAGGCGAUCAACCAACGAGGAACCGACUCGUGCUCGCCUGUGCUCCAAAGUCCGUCGUGGUCUAAAGAGCACGAAUACUCACGAUACCGCACCUUGAGUAGCAGUAGUAUCGACUUUGGAGCUGACAGGAACACAUCCUUGUCCUCCUCGUCCGGGGUCGCUGGAGACAGUAUCAUGGAGAAAAUGAGACCACAUGGAGUAGCCCUAAUGGCCCUACACGGCUCUAUGGACGGAACCUUGGACGACUGUAUGUUUGGAUGCUUCGCGUCUACCGACGAGGCUUGGAAGCUGCGAAGUUCGCACAUCAACGACCGUCUCGAUGAUGCUCGGAUUCUAGCGUCUAUCCGAGGACCCACUCGUACUGAUCCCUGUCGUUUUCUUGGAGUGAAAUGGUUUGCGAAAGAGCACCCAGUGGUGCUUACGGGGAUCGUGCAACAGCGAGAUUUUCUCAUCAUGGAAUCGUCGGGAUUCACAAAAGACUCGAAAGGUGAGAGAGUCGGAUACUUCCUAAUGCAUUCCGUAACAUUACGGGACAUUCCGGAACUCACCCACUUGGGUAUUGUUCGAGGAGUAAUGAGUUUCUGCUACCUCUUCCGUCAAGGAGGGCCUGGUAAAGUCGACGUGUUUUGUCGCGGUUUCUUCGACUCUCGCGGUGAUAUGCCGGGGCGCCUAUCCGUCUCAAUCGCUGCCGAAGCUGCGAUUUGCUGUGCCGGUGUGGUGGACUACGCGUACAUCAAGAAACUCCGAUGGCUCAUGAAACACACAAGCAAACGUCAGUCUGGAGACGAAAACCAAGCGCAUGUUAGUCAUUGUGAGGCUUGUGACAAAAGUUUUUGCAAGUUUUCACUAACGUCAUCAGGAUCGGGAACGCCAUGCCAAAUCUGCCGCCAAGUGGUUUGUUCGAAGUGCAGUGUUACCAAGAAGAUAACCAUGCACGUGUCAGACACGGGUGCGGUCCAGCAAUGCUCUCUUCACUUUUGCUUGGGCUGCUUGCUUAAAGCCAAGCAACAAUCUGGAUGGGAAAUGGCCAUGAGUAGCCUUGAGGCGUCCUCUGCUUCUGUGAGCUCCUCUCCGUCAACACCAGCACCUCGUUUUCCGCAGAAUGCCAACCAGCAGCGUGAUGGUAGAUCAUACUCGGCAUACACGGGCAAUCACGCCUAUCAACGAGGAGAGCUUACUUCUACGACGAUCUAUUCCAAGGAUCUAUACAGAUCAACCAGCGACCAAACAAGCGGCGAAAGCCACCCUUCUAAUAACGCGAGGGUCCGAGCGUGGUCUCCACGCUCUGCAGGACCGAAGAGCACGCGCGGAGUGAGAUUUGGAUAA
Messenger RNA from Phytophthora nicotianae INRA-310, 1533 nucleotides. RefSeq lists its product as hypothetical. The coding region runs from base 1 to 1533 and encodes 510 amino acids. The transcript has a single exon. The record is from RefSeq and is a predicted model, not a curated record. Lineage: Eukaryota; Oomycota; Peronosporomycetes; Peronosporales; Peronosporaceae.